Chironomus riparius is the source of this 258-nucleotide messenger RNA. The record is from the annotation of a GenBank genome assembly. Lineage: Eukaryota; Metazoa; Arthropoda; Insecta; Diptera; Chironomidae.
CUAUUGAUUUAUUAUAAAGCAGACAUUUGAAGAAUACACUUCUGAAACAAUGGGAUUUUUCUUUGGGGAUGAUAAUAGCAAACAUGUCCAGGUAAUGGACAGCAACAAGAUAAUUAUCGCAAUGCUGAUCACGCUUUUAGUGAUUAAAAUAAUAGAAAUCAUAGUCUUUUUCACGCGAGGAUUUAAAAAGAGUGUCACACGUUUAAAGAGAGAAAAUGUGUAAAGAAGAAAAGAAGGAAAAAAGAGUAAGAACGACAU